Molecule: messenger RNA, 1635 nt
Organism: Drosophila willistoni
Lineage: Eukaryota; Metazoa; Arthropoda; Insecta; Diptera; Drosophilidae
Product: saccharopine dehydrogenase-like oxidoreductase
Exons: 2
Coding region: 199-1503 (434 amino acids)
Biological process (GO): glycolipid biosynthetic process
Cellular component (GO): lipid droplet; plasma membrane; mitochondrion
Source: RefSeq, a predicted model, not a curated record
AGGUGAAUCGCAGCUGGCUGGGGAUAUAUGUGUAUGUACAUAUAUCUACAAACUUGUGUGGCUAAAUUCAUUGUUAGUUAAUACAGUUUAUCAAUUUAUUACUCAAUAGCUUGUCGGCAGUCGGAAAGCAAGCAGCAACCGUACAUUUUUUGAUAAGGAUCUUUUAGCGUGUAUUCAUAUUGACCUUGGUGGUUAGAAAUGGCAGCGACAUCAGCAGAUCGAUUAGAUGUCAUAAUAUUUGGAGCUAGUGGUUUUACCGGAAAGUAUACGGUAUAUGAAGCGGUAUCCGUUCUUAAUGGACUCCGUUGGGGCGUUGCGGGCCGCAAUCGUGAGAAACUGCAGCAGGUGCUGAAAGAAAUGGGUGCAAAGGCCCAAAAGGAUUUAUCUCAGAUUCCCAUUAUCGUAGCGGAUGUGUUCGAUGAAGCAUCACUCCUGGAAAUGGCCAAACGUUGUCGCAUUGUGGUUAACACGGCGGGACCAUAUCGCUUCUACGGCGAGAAGGUGGUCAGCGCCUGCAUUGAGGCUGGAACACACCAUGUGGAUGUCAGUGGCGAACCGCAGUAUAUGGAAACAAUGCAAUUGAAGUACAAUGAGCGGGCCAAGGAGCGUGGCGUUUAUAUAGUUAGUGCUUGUGGUUUUGAUUCCAUACCGGCCGAUAUGGGUGUUAUCUUUGUGGAGAAGAAUUUCGAUGGUGUUGUCAAUUCGGUGGAAACAUUUAUCGAGAGCGGCAUGAAGGAUGGAGCUCCAACAGACGUUGGCAACGCAGGUCUGAAUUAUGGCACUUGGGAAAGUGCAGUCUUUGGUCUGGCCCAUGCGGAUGAAUUGCGUGCCAUACGAAAGGGCCUGUUCCCGAGGCGUCUACCCAAAUUCUAUCCCGUUUUAAAGCAACGUCCGUUGAUGUUCCGUUCCACAGAGGUUGACAAGGUUUGCCUACCCUUUCCGGGCUCAGAUCGUUCAGUGGUAAUGAGGUCGCAACGCUUCCUCUACGAUAAUGACAAGAAACGUCCAGUCCAGAUGCAUGCCUAUAUUUGUUUCCCCUCAUGGCUGGUUGCCAUUACUGUUGCAUUCUUUGCCAGCAUUUUUGGUUUGAUGGCCAAAUUUCAGGUUGGACGACGUCUGCUUCUUCAGUAUCCCGGCUUCUUUUCAGCCGGUCUGGCCUCAAAAUCGGGACCCAGUGAGGCGGCCAUGGAGAACAGCUUUUUCAAAAUGACUAUCAAAGCCAAUGGCUGGCCAAAAUCAGAUCGCUUGGCAGAGUCAACCGAUCAAUAUACCGAGCCGCCCAACAAGACUUUAUCGGUUCGUGUAACAGGUCCAAAUCCUGGCUAUGGUGCUACCUGUGUGGCUCUACUAUCCACUGCUCUGACCAUUCUGCGAGAGAGCGAUAAAAUGCCCGGCACUGGUGGCGUUUUACCACCGGCGGCUGCCUUCUCUAAAACUAGCCUAAUCAGCGAGCUGGAGAAGCAUGAGCAUGGCAUGAAAUUCGAAAUUUUAGCCAAUAAGUAAAUCCUGUGUCUUAAUGUUAUAUCUUUUAUUCCAUAUUUGGCUCUAAGCUUGUACGAACGCUCUCUCUCUCUCUUUUACAUAGAUGUAGUGGUUUAUAAAUUCAAAUAAAUAAUGUUAAUUGCUUAAAUAUGA